Molecule: messenger RNA, 1951 nt
Organism: Scaptodrosophila lebanonensis
Lineage: Eukaryota; Metazoa; Arthropoda; Insecta; Diptera; Drosophilidae
Gene: mts
Product: serine/threonine-protein phosphatase PP2A
Exons: 4
Coding region: 225-1154 (309 amino acids)
Biological process (GO): mitotic cell cycle; peptidyl-serine dephosphorylation
Cellular component (GO): cytosol
Molecular function (GO): protein serine/threonine phosphatase activity
Source: RefSeq, a predicted model, not a curated record
AUGUGCCGUCGUCGCCUCUGUGAGAAACUAAACGCGAGAUAUAAUACUUUAACGAGCGGAAUUUUGCUUCAUUAAUUUGAGCAAAAUUGGACCAAUUUAGUGUGGAACUGCAGGCGACGAAUAACGCAGUUGAAUAAUUAAUUUUUCUUCCCCCUGUCGUAAAAAAAGCCAUCAAAAUUGAAUCGACAAAGAUUGACGAGUCUUUUCCUUCCACCACAACUGCGAUGGAGGAUAAAGCAACAACAAAAGAUCUUGAUCAAUGGAUUGAGCAGUUGAAUGAAUGCAAUCAGUUGACAGAAACACAAGUCCGCACUCUGUGCGAUAAGGCUAAAGAAAUCCUAUCGAAGGAAUCCAAUGUGCAGGAGGUGAAAUGUCCGGUCACAGUCUGCGGCGAUGUGCAUGGUCAGUUCCACGAUCUAAUGGAACUGUUCCGGAUAGGCGGCAAAUCCCCUGAUACGAACUACUUGUUCAUGGGUGAUUAUGUGGAUCGUGGCUACUAUUCUGUAGAGACGGUCACAUUGCUGGUGGCGCUCAAGGUGCGCUAUCGUGAGCGUAUCACCAUUUUGCGGGGCAAUCACGAAUCGCGCCAGAUCACACAGGUCUAUGGAUUUUAUGAUGAGUGUCUGCGCAAGUACGGCAAUGCCAAUGUGUGGAAGUAUUUCACCGAUUUGUUCGACUACUUGCCAUUGACUGCUCUGGUCGAUAGUCAGAUCUUCUGUCUACAUGGCGGCUUAAGUCCCUCGAUCGACAGUCUGGAUCAUAUUCGCGCUCUAGACCGCUUACAGGAGGUACCACACGAAGGUCCCAUGUGCGACCUGCUUUGGUCUGAUCCCGAUGAUAGGGGUGGCUGGGGCAUUUCCCCCCGUGGCGCUGGAUACACAUUUGGACAGGACAUUUCGGAAACCUUUAACAACACAAACGGCCUGACUUUGGUCUCGCGUGCACAUCAACUGGUUAUGGAGGGCUAUAAUUGGUGCCAUGACCGAAAUGUUGUCACAAUUUUCUCAGCGCCAAACUAUUGCUACAGAUGUGGUAACCAAGCGGCUCUCAUGGAACUGGAUGAUUCACUUAAAUUUUCAUUCCUACAAUUUGAUCCAGCACCGCGGCGCGGCGAGCCUCACGUCACUCGAAGAACACCAGAUUAUUUCCUCUAAGCUGGAUGAGGCUUACGUUUGCGGCUUACAUUCACACACACAUAUUACAUCGCAUAAUAACAAGAAGAAAGUCUAUAAAAAGAAACAAGAAAUAAAAAUAAAAACGGUAACAAUAACAAACAAAUGGCAUGCAGUUAAACAAUAUAUAUGUAAAGUAUUCACGCUACAAGAAGCAGUAAUACAAGAACUACAACUACAAACAAAAACAAAAAAGAAAUUGACCCUAAAUGUAGGUAUUGUUGCAUGUGUUUAGCCAACACGAGUACAGAAGUACAGCUGCCGGUAAAAUUUUUAUAAACAAAAACAAUACGAACAAGUGGAAUAAGAGAAAAAUAUCUAUGUAUGUAUUUGAAGAAAAUGCAUUCAAUGCAUUGAUUUGAGGCAGUAAUUUAUGCUUGGACGCUUAGUUCUGUUAGAGGGAGGGGGUGAAAAGAACAGCAGCAGGGGCAGCAGCAGUAUACAAUCCAAUCAUCCACACACCAAGCAACCAACAAACAAAUACAAACCUUAGCUAAAUUUGUUAAUUUAUAUAAAAACAAAAAAUAAAAAGAAAAUAACUAACUAGAAACUGCAAGAAUGAUUAUCCAUGUGUGGCGGCAUCAAAAGUUCUGAAUGCGUAAGCGGCAUGUGGGCAGCGGACGAGCAGGAGCAACAAAUAAAGAUCAGCAAAGGGGGGAGACGUACGUGUAGGCACGGAAUGCGAUUCAGCGAUGGAAAUGCAGCGGGCGGGGGAGAUUUAAAGGAUAUACAAAAAGUUUAAUAUUACUGAUAACUGAAUAAAAUUUACAAAACAAAAA